This is a messenger RNA of Morchella importuna, 678 nucleotides long. RefSeq lists its product as uncharacterized. The transcript has a single exon. The coding region runs from base 1 to 678 and encodes 225 amino acids. Lineage: Eukaryota; Fungi; Ascomycota; Pezizomycetes; Pezizales; Morchellaceae. The record is from RefSeq and is a predicted model, not a curated record.
AUGUCCGCCACCUCUACAACACCUUCCGAAGGCCCCAGCUCACAGCUUCUUGGUGCGCUGGGGACCAACGCCGAAGCAAACCGUGUAGGGGCUCAAGCUCUUGCCCACCUUGCACUCCAUGGACCGAAGCUUCCUUCAAGUUCUUCAGAUCCACAGGACCCGAGCUUACAGCUGCUCGAAGGGCUCAAGAUAAACGCGGAAUCAAACCGUGUAAACGCUCAAGCUCUUACCCACCUAGCUCUCAGUGUACCAAAGCCUCUCGGUGGUUCUCCUAACCCACAACGCACUGUCAGACCUGGGUCCUUCGUGAUAAAUGAGCGCGUCGGCACGAUCACCACCGCCGAGUGGGAGACACUUGGUAACGAGCGGAUUUCCCACCUCGCCAAGGUUCUCCGCGGCAUUGCCGAUGAGUUAGGUUCACCUCAUACUUGGGAGGAAAUAGGCGAGAUCGUUCGGGGACGACUUUCGCUGUUCGGUUUCACGUUUCGGAAGCUAAGUGAGCUGGAGGUUAAGAAGGAUUGGGGUAUUGUGGUGGCCAAGGGAGAUGACAAAAGAGCGAUCGUCACCCAAGUAUUGGAUUGUAAUAGAGUGGAUAUAGGGCCAAUUUGGCAUACCAAUGAGAUGUUGAGGGUGUGGAGCCAGUUGAUGGAUAUUACUGAUGCUUGGACGGCGGGGUGA